Raphanus sativus (radish) is the source of this 1632-nucleotide messenger RNA. RefSeq names its product pumilio homolog 9-like. Gene Ontology annotation, cellular component: cytoplasm. Lineage: Eukaryota; Viridiplantae; Streptophyta; Magnoliopsida; Brassicales; Brassicaceae. Bases 11 to 1567 code for a protein of 518 amino acids. The record is from RefSeq and is a predicted model, not a curated record. Gene Ontology annotation, biological process: post-transcriptional regulation of gene expression. Gene Ontology annotation, molecular function: mRNA binding. The transcript is spliced from 5 exons.
AAACAAAUUUAUGGGUUUUGGAGGUUUCCACGGCGAUUUCAACAACAUAGCACGAGCUUCGGAUCGUCGUCCUUUUCCACAGAAUCUCGACACAAACCCAUUUAUGAAGAAUCAUGAGUGUUACAGUCAGAGCAAGGAUGGUGGUCUUGAUUUGUGCAAAAAGCUUAACGAAAUGGGUAUCUCUUGCGACAAGAGUAUCUGGAGCAAACCGGAAGACUUUGGGUCUCGUCAUGGGUGGUUCCACAACAAUCUCCCUUGUCGGAUUCCCGAUGGGUUUCGCAACCUUUCUUCUUCUCAUGGUGUUGGAGUCUCGCCGGUAAAGCUUAGAUUGCUUGCCUCUCAAGAUUACGGGUUUGAAGAGAUGAUGGCUCUUAAGAAUCACAGAGAUUUUCUCGCCAUCAAGCGUCUGUUUGAAGAAGAUAGAGCCCUAGCCGCCAUGGAAGGUCGUUCUUAUGCUGAGGAUAGUCGUCUCAGAGGCGUCUCCCUUGGGACCGAUGCGUUGAUGUUUGAAGGAAAAACGGUUUCUCGAGCCCUAGCCGCCAUGGAAGCUUCUGGAUGUUCUUAUACAAAGAAGAGUACUAGCAGUUUGCCCCCGAAUCUCGCCUGCAUGGUCAACAUCUACGGAUCUGUGAGUUUAAUGGCCAAAGAUCAAAUCGGUUGCAGGGCUUUGCAGAAACUGGUGGAGGAAGGAACGUUUCAUGAUUUCAACGCUAUAUUCCGUGGAAUCAUUAACCAUCUCAUCCAUGUUUCAAUGGAUCAGUUUGGGAAUUACUUGGUCCAGAAGAUGAUUGAUUUGUGUGAUGAGGAGCAGCGAACGUUGAUUCUGAGUGUGUUGACCUCAAAACCACUCGACCUAAUCCAAAUCUGUCUCAACAAUUACGGGACACGGGUUGUCCAGAAGAUGAUUGAAAGCGUGAAAACGAAAAAGCAGAUUGAGAUGGUGAAGUCAGGUCUUGAACCCUGCUGUCUUGCUCUUGUCAAAAGUUUGAAUGGCAACCAUGUCAUUCAGACUUGCUUGACAUCUCUUGGUCCUAAAGACAACAAGUUUGUGGUGGAAGUAGCUACAAAGUACUGUGCUGAGAUAGCAACUCAUCGCCACGGCUGCUGUUUGCUUCAAUGCUGUGUUGCAAACACUGCUGGAGAACAACGUGAGAGACUCGUCGAUGAGAUAUCUAGAAACGCACUUCAACUUUCUCAGGAUCCUUUUGGGAACUAUGUGGUGCAGUACAUAAUAGAGCAAAAUGUUCCAGCAGGAAAGUUGCUGACGCAGUUUAGAAUGCAGUACGCCAAGCUAGCAACUCAGAAAUUCAGUAGCCAUGUGGUGGAGAAAUGUCUUAAGCAUUAUCCAGAGAGCCGAGCUGAGAUUGUCCGCGAGCUCACCUCUGCUCCAAACUUUGAAUAUCUCCUGCAGGAUCCUUUUGGAAACUAUGUUAUUCAAACUGCUCUUUCUAAAACCAAAGGUCGUGUUCAAGCAAAGCUGGUGGAGCAAGUUAAUAAGUAUGGGAUACUGAAGUCGAACCCUUAUUGCAAGAAGAUAUUCUCCAAAGGUGCCUUGAAGAAGAAGUGACUUUGCUUAACAAUAAAAAUAAUCUUGUUGUUUUGUGCUUCAAGAUCAUAUCGGCUUUAACAUAA